AUGGAAACAGGAGAGCUAGCAGCGGACAGCCGGCGGUUCUUCUGGCUGACGCAGGCCUUCGUGGUGCUGCUUUUUGGCCUUCAGCUGUCUUUGUGCCUGCAGGCUGAAUGGGGCGGCGGCUUCGCUAUAAGCGACAUUACUUCAGUUCAGUUCUUUAACUUUCAUCCGCUACUGAACAUCUUGGCUUUCGGGGUGGCAUCGACAGAGUCGCUUAUCAGCUUUAAGGCUCUCGAGAAAACUGUAGAGCCCCAGCCGCAGGCAGGCCUCAAUGCUGUGGGGAGUCGUUGUGAUUCCGUGGGGGCCGCUUCGCGCAUUUCACAAGUCUCACCUGUCACUGGGAAAUGUGUGGUUGCAGCGUUCAUAGUUGGAUUGGAAUGGCGGUGGACCGUGAAGGCCGCUUAUCUACGCUACCACAAAAUAGGGGGCCUUGGCAUCUACUCGGGGGCUCUGGCGGCUGUCUCCUCGGGGCUGAUGCAGAAGCAGUCCUUCCUGCGCAACAAGAGCCCCAAAGCUCCGCUUUUUGGGAGCGCAAACCUUCUGGCCAACGCCUUAGGAAUCUCCGUAGUGUUGACUCUCUUCGCAAUCAUAAAAGCCAUUUUUUUCGUGGGUGUUUACUUUUGCAGGUCCUGUCGGUGUUGGGCAUUGAAAGUUUCUCUUCGAACCGUGCUUUCUACUCAGAAAGGGCCUCAGGCAGUAUGUCGCCCCAAGAUGGGGACCUCAGACCAGUUGGCUCAGCUGCAGAUACCGAACGGCUUCGCCCCAGGACCCCCACCCGGAGGUCGAGGUGACCCCGCCUGA
This is a messenger RNA of Eimeria acervulina, 798 nucleotides long. RefSeq lists its product as hypothetical. Bases 1 to 798 code for a protein of 265 amino acids. NCBI's taxonomy places the organism in Eukaryota, Apicomplexa, Conoidasida, Eucoccidiorida, Eimeriidae. The transcript is spliced from 7 exons. The record is from RefSeq and is a predicted model, not a curated record. Gene Ontology annotation, molecular function: oxidoreductase activity.